GAAACUCUUCUUUACAGACUAUGGGACUGUGGCAAAAGUUGAGAGAUGUGACAUGGAUGGGAUGAACAGAACAAGGAUAGUAGUGUCUCACAUUGAGCAGCCAACUGCCCUUGCACUGGACCUAGUCAGUAAAUAUGUUUACUGGGUAGAUAUCUAUCUGGACUUGGUAGGAGUUGUUGACUAUCAAGGACAUAACAGACAUACAAUAGCAGAAGGCCGACAGGUUAGACAUCUGUAUGGGUUAACUAUAUUUGAAAACUAUUUGUAUGCAACCAAUUUAGAUAACUUCAGCAUCAUGAAAAUAAACAGGUUCAAUGGUACAGAUACACAGCUCUUAACUAGGCUUCAAAAUGCCAGAGAGGUCCAUGUGUUCCACAAGAGAAUCCAACCAACAGUCAGGAGUCAUGCGUGUGAACCAGACCUAUAUGGAAUGCCAGGGGGAUGCUCACACAUCUGUCUGCUCAGCAGCAGCUACAAAACCAGAACUUGUCGCUGCAGGAUGGGCUUUGUCUUGGGAAGUGAUGGCAGGUCAUGCAGAAGACCAAAGAAUGAGUUGUUCCUGUUUUAUGGAAAGGGACGCCCAGGAAUCAUCCGGGGAAUGGAUCUGAAUAGCAAAGUAGCUGAUGAAUACAUGAUCCCCAUAGAAAACCUUGUCAAUCCUCGAGCUCUGGACUUUCAUGCUGAGACCAGUUACAUAUAUUUUGCUGACACUACUAGCUUCCUGAUUGGGCGUCAGAAAAUUGAUGGCACAGAGCGUGAAACGAUCUUAAAAGAUGAUCUUGAUAAUGUGGAAGGCAUAGCAGUAGACUGGAUUGGAAAUAAUCUUUUUUGGACAAAUGAUGGCUAUAGGAAAACAAUUAAUGUUGCCAGAUUAGAAAAAGCCUCUCAAAGUCGGAAAACUCUGUUAGAAGGAGACAUGACUCACCCUCGAGGAAUUGUUGUGGAUCCAGUUAAUGGCUGGAUGUAUUGGACAGACUGGGAAGAAGAUGAAAUAGAUGAUAGUGUGGGAAGAAUUGAGAAGGCAUGGAUGAAUGGCCACAGCCGGCAGAUUUUUGUGGCAUCAAAGAUGUUAUGGCCAAACGGAUUAACUCUGGACUAUCGUAGCAAUGUAUUAUACUGGUGUGAUGCGUAUUAUGAUCACAUUGAAAGAAUAUUUUUGAAUGGAACUGACAGAAAGGUGAUUUACAGUGGAAAAGAACUAAACCAUCCAUUUGGACUGUCACACCACAGGAAUUCUAUUUUCUGGACAGAUUAUAUGAAUGGCUCUAUUUUCCAACUGGAUUUGACAACUAGAAAUGUAAUGCUUCUAAGAAGUGAGAGAUCACCUGUGUUUGGUCUGCAAAUUUAUGAUCCCCACAAGCAGCAAGGUGACAAUGCAUGCCGUGUUAAUAAUGGAGGCUGCAGCACUCUCUGCUUAGCUGUUCCCGGAGGCAGAGUGUGUGCUUGUGCUGAUAAUCAACAUUUGGAAGAAAACAGUACAACCUGCAUGAUGAAUGCCGGAGAGCCGGUGUCCAAGUUAUGCAAGCCAGGAGAGUUUCAGUGUAAAAACCAGCGCUGCAUCCAAGACCGCUGGCGUUGUGAUGGAGAAGAUGAUUGCCUUGAUGGCUCUGAUGAGCAUUCAGAGAUUUGCU
Messenger RNA from Gekko japonicus, 1631 nucleotides. RefSeq names its product low-density lipoprotein receptor-related protein 1B-like. Gene Ontology annotation, molecular function: protein binding. The record is from RefSeq and is a predicted model, not a curated record. Lineage: Eukaryota; Metazoa; Chordata; Lepidosauria; Squamata; Gekkonidae. The transcript is spliced from 9 exons. The annotation marks the transcript as partial.